Messenger RNA from Manis javanica (Malayan pangolin), 2279 nucleotides. RefSeq names its product rhophilin Rho GTPase binding protein 2 (gene RHPN2). The record is from RefSeq and is a predicted model, not a curated record. Gene Ontology annotation, biological process: signal transduction; negative regulation of stress fiber assembly. Gene Ontology annotation, molecular function: protein binding. Lineage: Eukaryota; Metazoa; Chordata; Mammalia; Pholidota; Manidae.
AUGACCGAUGCACUGCUGCCCGCGGCCCCCCAGCCGCUGGAGAAGGAGGGCGACGGCUACUUUCGGAAGGGUUGCAAUCCCCUUGCACAAACUGGCCGGAGCAAACUGCAGAAUCAGAGGGCUGCCUUGAACCAGCAGAUCCUGAAAGCUGUGCGGAUGAGAACAGGAGCAGAAAAUCUUCUGAAAGCAGCCACGAACCAAAAGGUGCGGGAGCAGGUGCGCCUGGAACUCAGCUUUGUGAACUCAGACCUGCAGGUGCUCAAGGAAGAGCUGGAGGGGCUCAACAUCUCAUUGGGAGUCUAUCAAAGCACAGAGGAGGCAUUUAUGAUUCCCCUGAUUCCGCUUGGCCUGAAGGAAACCAAGGAUGUGGACUUUUCAGUCGUUCUCAAGGACUUCAUCUUGGAACAUUACAGUGAAGACAGCUACCUAUAUGAAGAUGAAAUUGCGGAUCUUACGGAUCUGAGACAAGCCUGUCGGACGCCCAGCCGGGAUGAGGCUGGUGUUGAACUACUGCUGAGUUACUUCAUCCAGCUGGGCUUUGUGGAAAGCCGGUUCUUCCCUCCCACCCGACAGAUGGGGAUCAUGUUCACAUGGUAUGACUCCCUCACUGGGGUUCCAGUUAGCCAACAGAACGUGCUGCUGGAGAAGGCCAGUGUUCUGUUUAAUAUCGGAGCCCUCUACACACAGAUCGGGACCCGGUGCAAUCGACAGACGGAAGCUGGCCUGGAGAAUGCAGUGGAUGCCUUUCAGAGAGCUGCAGGGAUUUUAAACUACCUGAAAGAGACAUUUACUCAUACUCCGAGUUAUGACAUGAGCCCUGCCAUGCUCAGCGUACUGGUUAAAAUGAUGCUUGCACAAGCCCAAGAAAGUGUUUUUGAGAAAAUCUGCCUUUCUGGGAUACAGAACGAAUUCUUCAUGCUGGUGAAGGUGGCUCAGGAGGUUGCCAAGGUGGCAGAAGUCUAUCGGCAGCUGCAUGCAGCCAUGAGCCAGGCUCCAGUGAAGGAGAACAUCCCCUACUCCUGGGCCAGCUUGGCCUGCGUGAAGGCCUACCAUUAUGGAGCCCUGGCCCACUACUUCACAGCCACCCUCCUCAUCGACCACCAGCUGAAGCCUGGUGCAGAUGAGGACCACCAGGAGAAGUGCCUGUCCCAGCUCUACGACCGCAUGCCAGAGGGCCUGAUGCCCUUGGCCACGCUGAAAAAUGGCCACCAGCGCCGACAGCUGGGCAAGUCCCACUUGCGCAGAGCCGUGGCCUAUCACGAGGAGUCCACGAGAGAGGCAGGCCUGUGCAAGAAGCUCCGCAACAUUGAGGUGCUGCAGGAGGUGCUCUCCGCAGCACACCAGCGGUCCCGGCUCAAGUUCAACCAGCAUCAAGAGGCUGACGAUCUGCUCAACUUGUUCGAGGCUCCUGACAUCAUUUCUAAAACUGAGCACGAGGUUGAAAUUAUACCACCACAGUUCUCCAAGGUGACAGCAACAGACUUCUUCCAGAAGCUGGGCCCUUUAUCAGUGUUUUCGGCUAACAAGAGAUGGACACCUCCUCGGAGCAUUCGCUUCACUGCAGAGGAAGAGGACUUGGGAUUCACCUUGAGAGGAAACUCCCCAGUUCAGGUCCACUUCCUGGAUCCUCGCUGCUCUGCUGCGCUAGCAGGAGCCAAAGAAGGGGAUUAUAUUGUUUCCAUUCAAGACGUGGAUUGUAAGUGGCUGACUGUGAGCGAGGUUAUGAAACUGUUGAAGAGCUCUGUGGAGGAUGACAUUGAGAUGAAGGUUGUGAGCCUCUUGGACUCCACCUCGUCCGUGCAUAGUAAGUGUGCCACAUACUCUGUGGGAAUGCAGAAAACUUACUCCAUGAUCUGCUUAGCCAUAGAUGAUGAUGAUAAAAUUGAUAAAACCAAGAAAAUAUCAAAAAAGCUUUCUUUUCUGAGUUGGGGCACCAACAAGAACAGACAGAAGUCGGCCAGCACUUUGUGCCUCCCAUCAGUGGGGGUCACAAGACCUCAAGUCAAGAAGAAGCUCCCCUCUCCUUUCAGCCUCCUCAACUCUGACAGUUCCUUGUACUAAUGUGAGGAAAUAAAAAUGUUCAGGCCCAGAAUAUUCCCGGUGCUCGUUAGGUCCUCAGACUUGUACCAUAAUGGAAAAUUUCCAAAUAUUCUCAAAUCCUAUUUUCUCACAGUGUAAACUUAACAAUUGAUGUCUUUAUGAAAUGUAAGUAACAAGAAACCUCUAGAUAUUUGUGGAAAACACACUUGUUUGGACAGUGUCACCAUAUUGCUGCAAGU